Messenger RNA from Agrilus planipennis (emerald ash borer), 1920 nucleotides. RefSeq lists its product as uncharacterized. Bases 424 to 1704 code for a protein of 426 amino acids. The record is from RefSeq and is a predicted model, not a curated record. Lineage: Eukaryota; Metazoa; Arthropoda; Insecta; Coleoptera; Buprestidae. The transcript is spliced from 5 exons.
CUAGCGGUAUUCAAGCUUAAUAAGUGAUCGCUCGCGGUACAGAUUAUACGUGCAGCAAGUUUCUUAUUCUUAUUAUAAAGUACGAAGUUGGAACGUUGUGUGAUGAACUAAUCGUAAAACUAGUCGAGAGAACACCGGUUGGGUUUCCACCUCUCGCAUUGUUUUUCUUUCCUUGCUGCAAAUCCACGAAUGAUCAACAUUGACAUCAGCAGCCGUCGGUUGAUGAAACAGCAAAUUCGUGCGCGAAUUUCAAUCUGAACAUGCAACCAAUUUGCGAUUAGUGAAAACACAGUGUGCCAGUGUGAAAAGUUCAUUCAACAAUUGAACGAUUCAAAAAUGUAGAAAAAAAGCCUACGCGUUCUUUUAACGUGAAUAAGUGUCCUAGUUUUGUAAUUAAUUAUUAUUAUUAUUAUUAUUGUUAAUAUGUCUGUGAUAAUUGUAAUUAUGUUAAUUUUCUGCCAAAUGGAGAUUUGGAAUAGAGUAGCGGCCUAUGCUGAUGCAAUGGGACAAUUAAGUUUAUGCGGGCCUAAAACAGAAAUAUCUCUAACAGCACAUGGUAAAACCUCAUCAGCCACAAUCAAUCUUCUACCUAAAAGUAAUCACUUACAACGUGGACAAUGUAAAUUAAAAGUAACGGCGCCUUCUACUCACAUAAUUUAUAUGCAAUGGUCUAACAUCAAUAGUCGAAUAGAUGACAGAUUAUCUUCGAAUUUACCUUGUCCCCUCAACGUGUUUGUGUUGGAAAAUAAGAAAUCUCCCGUAUGGAAAGGUGACCCAUGUUCUAAAGAAGCUUUACCAGAUGGUCAACUUUUGACCCCGCAAGUUAGAUUUAUGUGGUCACCACCACGAUGGGCAAAUCACACAAGAGGAAGAAAACUUAUUUUAACAGCAGUUGGACGCGGUGCUGUUUGCAAAAGUGAAGAUAACCAUGCGUGUUUGAAAAUUGGAUGGGAUCCCGUUCUUUGCGUAUCCGAUAGUCUUUUAUGCGACGGAAUUGUAAAUUGUCCCAAAGGAUGGUCACAAAGCGACGAAGAUGACCAACUAUGUCACAAUGCGAACGUAACACCUCAAUUGCUGCCGAAGGUUGUGGAGUUUUUCAAAAAAUAUGUUUCGUUAAAAAAGGAAAACAAUAUUGGUGGGAGGGAAACUACACACGAACCUAAUAUAAUGGAGUGGGAUAUUUCGGAACUAUCAGCUAAAUCAGAUAAUGACCAGAGCAAAACAGAAACCAGUACGGACUCCGUGUCCGCAGCUUUAUCACACUACGGUCCAUGGGGCUAUCUCAUGCUGGGCAUGCUGAUAUGUGGAACAGUUCUAAUGUUCUGCGGUCUUUGGGAAUGCUGUUUUCGGAGACCCAAAUCUACAAACGAGACCUUAACAACACGACAACAGCCCACAACUGUUCUUAUAUUGAACACUCCAAACAGUGACACGUCUACCGUUCAACAACCCCCUAAUUACGACGAUCUAGACCAACCCCCGUCGUACUCGGUGCUGUUUCCUAACAAUAAGUUACCGCGUUUACAAGUAGAAUCAGAAUGUGUGUGUGCUAACGCUAACGAAGCGAGUGAAAAUUUAACGAGAAACUCUGGAAGUAAUAGUGCUACCGAAAAUACAGGAAGUGUUGGUGAAAGCAGUGGAAAUAAUACAAAUAGCGACACUGGCCCUGGGGGUAGUGGUGCAGCUCAAGAGAACAAUUCAUGAAUAUAAGCAACAAAUGUGAUAUUUUAUUUAUCCUAAUUAGAUUCUAAUACCAAUUGUGCAGUAAUCAUAAAAACACGAACGAAACCUAAACAAGAUCUCAUAAAAAGCAACAUAUAUGAAAAUUACAAGUAUAAUAUUCUUUUUCGGGCACUGUUUUGUCAAAAGUAUAAAAUUCUCUUGUUAGGCAGAUAUAUAUCAAAUUAAAAAUAAAUGAAA